CAAUCUCAAAUAUUCGUAAGAAGUCAUCUGUGAUUUGUCAUUUCCAUUAGAUCUGUACUGACUAAAUUGAAAUAACACCGCCGUGUAAACGUAGUCAUGAAUGUUGCUUACCGCAUCCGUGAAAAUUGUAUAUUAUUUUAAGGAAUAAAUGAUAAAUACAUCAGGAUUAAACUAAAUCGAGCGAACAUGCCAGUAUUUCAGGAAUCAUGUGCGGAACAGAUUCAAGCUCAAACAGUAAUAAUAAUUCAUCCUGGAUCUAUGAAUCUUCGUAUGGGUCGAGCAUCAGACCUGAAUCCUUAUACUCUACUAAAUGCUGUAGCAAGAAGAAGAUUACCUGGAGGUAUAGAAUAUAAGGAUAAUUUUCUUCCACCACAAGUGGCACGUACAAAGGAGUUAACCCAGGCAAUGGAAGAAUCUAGACUUCAAGUGUCUCAUACUCUUCAGUCCUGUUUACAGUCUGAUGGUCGAAGAAGAUAUGCAACUCCUCCACAACAAAUUGCAGCAUUUAAUCGUAGAUCUAAUCCAGAAAUUCAAUCACCUUCCAGUGGAGACUGGCUGAAAACAGAUGAAGAUGUCAUUGUGGGAGAUGAUAUAUUGUCUUUAAAUCCUGAAGAGAAUUUAAAUAUACAUUUUCCUUAUAGAAGAGGAGAAUUAAAUGUGCAUACAGGUCCAGGAGGAAGUCUCAGAGCUGUUUUGGCAGACUUGAAAACUAUUUGGGAAUAUGUCCUGACAAAAAAAAUGGAUAUUCCUCUUAGAGAUUUAAGGCAUUAUCGUGCAGUUCUAAUUAUACCAGAUAUUUACAAUAGACAAUAUUUGAAAGAACUAACAACUUUAAUGUUGUGCGAUAUAGGAUUUGGAGGAUGCUUCCUUUUACAGGAUCAUGUUGCCGCUACAUUUGGAGCAGGCUUAGGGUAUGCUUGCGUAGUUGAUGUUGGUGAUCAAAAAACGUCAGUUUCUUGUGUAGAAGAUGGAAUAUCACAUAGGAACACACGCGUGCGUAUGGAUUAUGGUGGCGGUGAUAUUACUCAAACAUUUUUUUGGCUACUUCAGAAAUGUGCCUUCCCAUACAAAAAUUGUGACCCUUCCAACAGAUUAGAUGCAUUACUUUUGAAUCAAUUGAAAAAAGACUUUUGCCAUGUUGAUUUAAAUGUUUGUGGGUCUCAAGAAAAAACGUUUGUUGUAAGAAAGCCUAAAGAACAUACUGAGAAGUAUACUAUUCAGGUCGGUGAUGAGUGUUUAGUCGCACCCUUAAGCCUUUUCCAACCGGAAUUAUUUAAAGUAACGGGGACGCACAAUGUUCACAUUCAGAAACGAUCUAUGGGUGAUCCAGAGGAUCCUCACGAUGAAAAUUAUUUACGAGAAACCAGUCGGAGAGGAAUGAAAGAAAACUUGGAACAAACUUUAGAGAUGCAAGAAGAAGUAGCAACGCCAGCUGUUGCAGGUGAAGAAGAAGUUGUUGUGGAUGCAGUAGAUUCUGCACCUAUCACUCUGUCUAAUCGUGAUCUUGAUGCACCGCGAGAUUUUAUUGUUGGGCCCCAACAAUUAUUAGGUCUGGAUCAUGCAGUAUUACAAAGCAUCGAUCGCUGCCCAACUGACGACUUGAAGAGAAAAAUGUACAGCUGUGUCUUAGUUGUUGGUUCAGGAAUGAAGUUUCAAGGUAUUGGCAUGUGGCUCCAUAAUAGAAUAUCUCUACAGAUUCCGUAUAUGUACAGAGCUGAACAAUUAGAUAUUAUAACACAACCUAAAGAAAUGGAUCCAGGAAUGACAGCAUGGAAGGGUGCUGCAAUUCUAAGCUGCUUGGAAUCUGCUCAAGAAUUAUGGAUUGGCCGACAAGAGUGGGAACGCAUUGGCGUUCGGGUGUUGAGAGAAAGAGCACCUUUUAUGUGGUGAUUUAUGAAAUUCAUAAUUAACUUAGUAGAAUAUAGGACCAUGAGAUACAUGUCUCUAAACAUGUUUGACAUUUAAUUAAUAGCAAUUCAUCGACUCGGACAAACCCUCUCUGCGGUAAAAAUAUUGUAUGCACAAGAAUAUACAAUCAAUUUAGUA
This is a messenger RNA of Cephus cinctus (wheat stem sawfly), 2046 nucleotides long. RefSeq names its product actin-related protein 8 (gene Arp8). The transcript is spliced from 8 exons. Gene Ontology annotation, cellular component: Ino80 complex. The record is from RefSeq and is a predicted model, not a curated record. Bases 187 to 1890 code for a protein of 567 amino acids. Lineage: Eukaryota; Metazoa; Arthropoda; Insecta; Hymenoptera; Cephidae. Gene Ontology annotation, biological process: regulation of DNA-templated transcription; double-strand break repair.